This is a messenger RNA of Amoebophrya sp. A120, 1255 nucleotides long. Lineage: Eukaryota; Dinophyceae; Syndiniales; Amoebophryaceae. The record is from the annotation of a GenBank genome assembly.
GGAAAAGAAGUUGCUGAACUUCGAGGAGCAGAAGCUGUCGUUGAAGCUUUUCGGGGGUCCGGAGCAGUGGGAGACGAAGAAAGUCUUGGACAAGUGGCUAGCCACAGACAAGGACGCCCCAGAGGAGGAGAACUGCGCUCCGCAGCACCGGGUCAGCGUCGAGGAUCCUCGGUACGAGAGGUACAGGGAGAUGCGUGACAGCUUGGACAACUUGCAGGAGAGCGAUUUGCUUGACGAACAGAAGCCAGACCGGGACUUGACGCCCUUGGAGCAGGAGGAGGCGCGGGGUCGCUUGAAAAACCCGAAGGCGAUGCAGGAAGCGGCCCUGGGCCGCAUAGGGACGAUGACCUCCAGCAACGGACUGGCGGACGCGGACGAGCGCUUCAACAGCGAAGGCGCGCUACGCACGCUCAAGGUCUCGAUUUUGCCGCGCCGCAAGGGCACGACGCUGCCGGACUUUUGCCCCUACGGCGAGGAGAUGCGAACCAGUCUGGCGAAAGCCCUGGGCGUGGACGAGAAGCGCGUCUUUAUGCCGCAGGACGGCAACGCCGUGAACCGGGACGGCAAACGCAUUUCGGCGCAGUACGCGAUCAAAGAAAAGGUGAUCACCCGGGAGCCCCCGACCGAAGAUCCGCAGGCGGAUGUGUGCACCGGGUUACUGGACAAGAUCGCGUCGAUGGAGGUCCCGGAAUCGCCAACGCCCGCCCACAUCGAUAAGGUUUUCCGCAGCAAUCGCCCGGCCGAGAUGGUGGCGCGGGGCCUGGUGGGUGACGGCACGAGCGACUGCUUCCACCACGUGCGCGCGCACGUGGACCCGCGCGGGUUCGAGACCCGCGCGUGGGUCGAGCUUCGGGUGCCGCGUCUGGAGGUGAUCCAGGACGGUCACGGAGGGGUGAUCAAAACCGGGGAUUUGGUGGAGAUUGGCGACGAAAAGGAUCUUGCCAUGCGGUUUCCGUUCCGCAACGGAAAGUUUGCGGGCACGACGGAUGCGCAACCAUUUGUGCCUAGCGAGGAGGUGGACGAAAACGGAAAGCGCCGGAGCAACAUAGCCGACACCGGAUCGGCAGAAGACAGCACGUUUUUACGCGUGUGGCCUGAGAAGGAGGGCAAGAUCGACGAGAGCCUUCCGCCCGCGCUCGUACCUGCGAGGCUUGUCUUCAAACACAAGACCACGGGGCUGCGCAAGCAGGAUCUAGCGCAACUGUACGUUUUGCCGGAGGACUUCGCGACGCAUGAGUCCGAGGGAGGUGCUGAG